This is a messenger RNA of Phytophthora infestans T30-4, 516 nucleotides long. RefSeq lists its product as uncharacterized. Gene Ontology annotation, biological process: axonemal dynein complex assembly. NCBI's taxonomy places the organism in Eukaryota, Oomycota, Peronosporomycetes, Peronosporales, Peronosporaceae. Gene Ontology annotation, cellular component: cytoplasm. The record is from RefSeq and is a predicted model, not a curated record. Gene Ontology annotation, molecular function: dynein intermediate chain binding; protein-folding chaperone binding. Bases 1 to 516 code for a protein of 171 amino acids. The transcript has 5 exons.
AUGGAAGUUGCAGGGAAUGAAUUGUUGGCAUUAAAUGAUCUUCUCACGGGUAUUCAGGAAGCAGAAGACGACUACGAAGAGCAAGUCACGCCGUACACACUCAUGACUCGGCCUAUUGGUCAGAUCCGGCAGGAAGAUCCCAAAGCGAUCUGGUCAAUGAAUGAAGUCCCAAGUGACGACGAAGAUGACGACACCUUCGAGACUAGAGCACGUCCCAAGUUUGAGAUUCUCUACAAGCAGAGUGUCAUGACAGAAGACGUUUUCCUUGGGCUUAGUGACAAGGACCCAUCGUCAGCCCACUGCGAGGCGAUGGUGGUGCGCGUGGAGUGUCCCAAUCACCGCCUGGAAGACAUUGAACUGGACGUGAAGCGACAAAAACUGCUACUUUUGUCGUCGACAUUGAAGCUCGUGCUAUAUCUGCCAUAUCCAGUGCGUCACCUCGAAGGUCAAGCCAAAUGGGACCACAAAUCUCAGUCCCUGGCCGUCUCGCUGCCCAUUAUUCGAGACGAAUGGUAG